Molecule: messenger RNA, 1363 nt
Organism: Lactuca virosa
Lineage: Eukaryota; Viridiplantae; Streptophyta; Magnoliopsida; Asterales; Asteraceae
Source: the annotation of a GenBank genome assembly
ACCUUAUCUUCUUCACACACCAUUACACAAAAACCAUAAUUCUCUCUUUCAAUGUCAAAACCCCAAAUUUUUCAACACAAGAACCACCCAAAGUUAAACUGGAAGGAAAUUCCUGGACUCCAACCUUUACCAUGUGACUCUAAUGACCUCCUUCAAUGGCCUAAACAUGGUGGCGGUGGCGGUGGCCGUCGACGUUCACGUGGCAGCGGUGGUGGUGGUUUUGCUAGCGUCUCAAUGAUGGAGAAGACGUUAGAGUUCGAACCUACCGCUGCACAGCUCUUUAAACACCCCCUGGCUAUCGUCGCUUUGGUGCCUAAAGACGCCGCCGUGUUUGCCGCCGGUGCUGUCUCCGGUGCUGCUGCGAAAACAGUCACUGCGCCUCUUGACCGGAUUAAACUCAUAAUGCAGACUCAUGGUCUAAGAGUUGGGCAAGAAAGUGCAAAGAAAGCAAUUGGAUUUAUACAGGCUUUUGUAGCUGUAGGGAAGCAAGAAGGCAUUAAAGGGUAUUGGAAGGGUAACUUUGCUCAGGUAGCACGGGUCCUUCCUUAUAGUGCAGUCCAACUAUUCGCGUAUGACACAUACAAGAAAUUAUUCCGAGGAACAGAUGGUGAACUUUCUAUUAUUGGAAGAUUAGCUGCAGGUGCUUGUGCUGGAAUGACUUCAACUUUAGUGACAUAUCCAUUAGAUGUCCUCAGAUUACGAUUAGCCGUUGAUCCCGGAUAUCAAACUAUGACAGAUGUUUUUGUAAAGAUGCUAAAAGAGGAAGGAGUUGGAUCGUUCUAUCGGGGUCUUGGACCUUCCCUUAUCGGAAUAGCACCAUACGUUGCGGUCAACUUUUGCGUCUUUGACUUGGUAAAAAAGUCUUUGCCGGAGAAGUUUCGAAACAAAGCUGAAGCAUCGAUAAUGACGGCUUUCAUGGCAGCUACCAUUGCGACACUUACAUGCUACCCAUUGGAUACUAUUAGAAGACAAAUGCAAAUGAGGGGUACACCUUACAAGAAUAUAUUAGAUGCGUGUUCAGGAAUUAUCGCUCGUGAUGGUGUAGUUGGAUUAUACCGGGGUUUUGUUCCCAAUGCUUUGAAAACUUUACCAAACAGCAGCAUUAAGCUCACUACAUUUGAUGCAAUGAAGCGCGUGAUCUCAGCAAGUGAGAAGGAAUUUCAAAGAAUCUUGGAUGAGAACCGCAACGAACAAAAACAAAGCACCAAUGAUUCCACAUUCUAGAUUUGUUUAUUUGAUUUUUUUGAGGUAUUUGUUAAUUGAUUAUCACGGAAUUUAUUGAUUAGUUUUUGCUUAUCAACAAUUAUCAUAUGAUUUUGUUGAGAUUGGUUCAUGUCCACAACCUUCCUCAAUUUUGUAUUAU